GUGGGCGAGCUACACGCGGCGGUGACCCGCGGCCUCCGCGAGCACGGCACCGUGCUCACGCGCCGCUUCGGCAGAGUGUGGGCGUACAUGGUCGACGGGCACGUGCUCAUGGACGACGCCAACGCGCCGUCGCUGCUCUCCAUCCCUCUGAUCGGCUUCGCGCCGCCCUCCGACCCGACCUACCGCGCGACGCGGUUCGACCAGUUGCGCGCGCCGCCGGUGGUCAACGCGAGCGAGGCGUACAACGCGACGGCAGGCAACCCGUGCUUCUUCGAGGAGCCUUUGCGCAGCCGCGGCGAGCCGGCGCUGAGCGGCGUCGGCUCUCUGCACACGGGCCCGGGCAAGCUCUGGCCGAUGCAAGGGCGCGAGGAGGUUCGAGGGCUGCUCCGCAUGCUGGAGCGCGUCGCGAACACGACGCCCGACGGGCGCAUGGUCGAGUCGUACAGCCUCGUUAUGAAGCGCUCGCGCAGCAAACAGAGCCGCGGCGGCGGUCGCGCCACCGCGGCGGGCUCUUCGGCUGGGCCGACGCGAUCUUUGUCGAACUGA
This is a messenger RNA of Emiliania huxleyi CCMP1516, 546 nucleotides long. RefSeq lists its product as hypothetical. The record is from RefSeq and is a predicted model, not a curated record. The transcript is spliced from 6 exons. The annotation marks the transcript as partial. NCBI's taxonomy places the organism in Eukaryota, Haptophyta, Isochrysidales, Noelaerhabdaceae. Gene Ontology annotation, biological process: carbohydrate metabolic process.